CGCCCUAUGCUUUUGGGCAAGAAAGACAAGACGCAAUGUUUUUGGAUUUUUUGAAUUUUUUUAACGCCGAAUUGAAGGUGACAUCUAAACUGAUGAAAAAAAAAAAGAGUUAUAUAAUGAUGAAACCGGAUGCUUUAAAUCUGGUAUAGAUGAAUUUGAAAUAGACCCUGAAAUGAUCAGACAGCAAGUCUUUGAUCACACACUGUCAGAAAUCCUGGAUAUUAUGGAUGAUCAAAUAUAUCAACUGGCAGAGCAUGAUUUAAGUUUGGAUUACAUAGUAUUGACUGGUGGCUUCAUCCCAAAUUAUUAUUUAUUUAGGAGCAUAAAAGAAAGAUUUAGUAUGCAGGUUAAAGAAGUAAUCUCUCCCAUAAACGGGGCAGCACUUACAUUAUCUCGCGGUGCCACCUAUUCUGUUCUAUUAGACCCUUAUGAUGAAGCAACACACUCUCCAUAUCUUCCCGCACACCUCCCCAACAAUAAGGUACUUAUAAUGAAUACCGAUGAAGCAAGUCUCUCGAACGAUUCCAUGCGUAAUAAGCGUCGAUUUGUUACAAUAGGAAUAGAUUUUGGAACGACCUUUUCAACAGCAAGUUAUGCAUUAACGGGAGAAGAUAAACAUACGGAUGAACCUCUUGAUAUUAUUAAAUGGCCGAAAAAUUCACUCAAUUUAAUAGCAAAGGUACCGACAGCCAUACGAUACCAUUUAACGGAUCCCACAAUCUACAAGUGUGGCUUCGAAGCACUCUACAUAUCUCCUCACGAAGAGGACGAGUACGGGGAUGUGAUACGUCGAUUUAAGUUACACCUCAAAGAAGACAAAAACGAAUAUAUAGUAGACCCUUUACCACCUGGUCUUACGCCACUAAAAGUUAUUUCGGAUUAUUUAAAAUAUCUGCAUUCAAAUAUCUGCAGCCAAAUCCAGCAAGAUUCGAACUACACAUCCGAGGGCAUAAUGCAACGCAAGUUUCAGUACUGUUUAACUGUACCAUCUAAAUGGACGAAUAAAGCAAAGAUGAUUAUGCGAGAAGCAUUUACUAUAGCUGGUAUGAUAAGUAGGUAUGACCGUGUUGAUAGGCUAGUCAUUGUGAGUGAACCAGAAGCAACGGCACUAUACAUAGAAAAUAGAAAUGGCGAAUUUGAAUCUGGAGAUAUUAUAAUGAUCUGCGAAGCUGGUGCGGAAACACUCAACCUAACUACUUUUAAAAAGAACACUUUUGGUGGAGUAACCAAGCCAUUCCAAGAGAUUGUAACCGGCCAUGAAAUUCCUUUUGAAUCUGAAAUGUUUUUGGAAUCAAACUUUAAGAGUUAUAUAUGGAAUUUGUUGAAAGCGUUCGAGUAUAGUAUUAACUAUCACGAAUUGAAUAAUCUGGCAGAACAUUUUCAAGAUACAGUCAAGCCCGUAAUAUUUGAAGAUGAUGAUGAUGAUGACGAGGAAGAUGUUUUUCAGUUUCCCCUAGAUUUACCCGGCGCAGAAAUUGAAUCAGAAGGGUUUAACUUUAACGGACAAACGUUAGAAAUACAGGCUAAGGUUUUGAGAGCUCAAGUGUUUGACCCUUUAAUUGAAUAUAUAUUAUCAAUGAUUGAAUACCAGCUACUGCAGGUCGAGAGCUCAAAAUUGGAUUAUCUUGUGCUUAUUGGUAUAUUUGGGCAAACCAAAUAUUUAUACAGAAAAAUCAAGGAAAAGUUCGAUGAUGUAGUUGGUGAAAUUCUUGUGCCUGAACGUGGGGAGCGUGCAAUGGUACGAGGAGCAGUUUUUUACGGACUGGCAUCACUUUAAUUUCAAUGUCCACUUCCAAUUUUUGGAUUGGAAAUUCAACUUUUGGAACUCUCACCCUGACUACUUGCGAACAGUUUCUUUUGUCAGUAAAUUUUUGGUUGCAGAGGUGCAGUGUCUGGACAUUCCCUCAAGGUAGAAAGAGUGUUUAUACCCGUUUUGGGCUCAUAUCAAGUGUAAAGGAUGGGGCUUGGGUAAACGUGAGCGGAUUUUAUAAGAAGCAAUGAUAAACAAGGACGGG
This is a messenger RNA of Mucor mucedo, 2015 nucleotides long. RefSeq lists its product as uncharacterized. The coding region runs from base 173 to 1777 and encodes 534 amino acids. The transcript is spliced from 7 exons. The record is from RefSeq and is a predicted model, not a curated record. Lineage: Eukaryota; Fungi; Mucoromycota; Mucoromycetes; Mucorales; Mucoraceae.